Molecule: messenger RNA, 2466 nt
Organism: Paracoccidioides brasiliensis Pb18
Exons: 5
Coding region: 1-2466 (821 amino acids)
Cellular component (GO): membrane; microtubule; cytoplasm
Molecular function (GO): GTP binding; GTPase activity; microtubule binding
Source: RefSeq, a predicted model, not a curated record
AUGGUCCCGAUGACCCUCAGAAGCUACUGUGUUCCGGACUCUCCGCAAACGGUUGGCGAAAGCUCCUCACCCGUUGGCGAAGUCAAUGACUCCAUAGAUAUGAUUUCGAAAACCACGAAGGCCUUCGUGAAAAAAAUCCAAGAUCUACGACACCUUGGUGUAGAAAAUAACAAACUACCACUGCCUAAGAUCUGCGUCGUAGGAGAUCAAAGCACUGGAAAAAGCUCGCUGAUUGAAGGGAUGAGUGAGAUCAAAGUGCCCCGAAGCGCUGGCUGUUGCACCCGAUGCCCAUUGGAGAUCAAUCUAGCCGACUGCGAUCAACCAGAUCCAACUUGGACCUGCAAGAUAUUCCUUAUGAAGAAAUACAUCUACAGCAGCAAGGUUAUGAAACGCGGUAGAAAAGGCGGGGGUUUGGGCCCAUGGAUCGAGCAGGACCCGGAACACAUUCCUUUCAUCACAUUGACCGACAAAGCUGGCGUUCAAGAGGCGUUGAAAUGGGCGCAGUUGGCUACUUUGAACCCAUCUACCCCAUAUGAGGAGUACAUUCCGGGGCACAAUGUUGGAACAGAUGAGAGUACUCAGGUAAAGUUCUCACCAAAUGUGGUCCGUCUUGAUAUCUCUGCACCGCAUUUCCCAAACCUAUCAUUCUAUGAUCUCCCAGGUGUCAUCAAUGUCGCAGAAGUUGGUGGGGAAGAGUAUCUGGUGACUCUUGUUGAAAACCUUGUGAGGCAAUAUAUCUCAUCAAGUAACUGCACUGUUAUUUUGACGCUUCCAAUGACGGAUGAUGCCACAAACUCAAGUGCGGCUAGGAUUAUUAGAGAGGUUGGGGCAACUUCAAGAACACUGGGGGUUCUUACUAAACCGGACCGCAUUGGUUAUGGGGAGGGAUAUGACCAGUGGAUAGAGAUCCUGCGUGGUGACAAGUUCAUAGUUGGUCAUAGCUAUUAUGUCGUUCGAAACAAUCCAAAUCCCCAAGUCGAGUAUGCUCAAGCUCGUGAGGAGGAGGUUGAGUUUUUCAACACGGGCCCUUGGAAAAAUGAACUUUCUGCACAUAGUGAAAGAUUCGGCACCCGUAAUCUGCAGAUGGCCCUAUCAAAGCUGCUGAAGAAGCAAAUAGAACACAGUUUACCUGGGAUUAGAGAUCAGAUUGAGGUUCGAGCACAGGCAGUCGAAAAUGAGCUGAUGACUCUGCCUGAUCCGCCCUCUGCAAACAUUCAAUUCAUAUUGUCCGACAAAUUGAAUGACUUCAACAAUGUCAUAUGCAGUCAUAUGAAUGGUGGCUCCGUGGGAUUGGAUUUCCCUCUGCAAAAGCAGUGGAUGAAGAUUGCGGCAGAUUUCCAGCAGAGCCUAUUAAUAACUCGACCAACAAUGAAGAUAGGAGCGGUCGUGGAGAAAUAUCCCUCCAGGAGAGUACCAAAUCAACACUGUAAUACAUCGAUCAGCUUUGACGAUGGGGAUUGCGAGAUUACGGAGAGCCGCCCUUCACCCAAUAAACGCAAAGCGGGCACGUUAGAACCCGAUCCCGGUGUCAAACGACAGAUGAAGUCACCACUGCUGCAAAACUCCUCAGCUUCUAAUCAGAAUGGGUAUUUGACUAGACGCUUUGACCGAUUUACAAGACCUGUCAAAAUAUUUAGCCUCGAAGAUAUCAGAGAAAUUAGUAGCAACACUUAUGCCUCGGGGGUGCCUGGACUUGCGAACCCGCUCGCAGUGGAAACAAUGAACAAGCUCAGCGUUAAGCAUUGGGAUCAACCAAUGGAAGAGUUCCUAGCCGCCACCUACACCUUAAUGGAAGGGUUUCUUAUGGAGAACCUAGACGUGGUCUUUUCCUCAUACCAACGCACAGCACUCUAUGGAGAGUUAAAGGGUAUUAUUUUGAAUUUUCUACAGGUAUUGAAGGAGCCGCACCUCCGCCACACUAGUGAAUGCUACCAAAUCGAGUGCACGAAGCCAUUCACGAUGGCCAGUGAAACAUUUCAGCGAGCUCAGAAGGAUGCCUUCGAUUUCCUGAAGGCAAAAAGACAGGAAUGUCGGGCAGCUCAGUUUGUUAAUUCGGGGGGUGUAGCACUGAAUGGAAGAAGAGUUGAGCCAGAUAAGCUCACCGAUGCAGAUAUGGGGGAAGAUGAGUUUACCAGAGAGAUUGAGAUUAUGGCUGCCUCCAGGGCGUACUACGAGGUGGCAAGUUCUCGUUUCGUCGAUACUCUUUGCCAGAGCGUUCACUCGAAGCUAUUCAUUAAGUUCGACAAGGAACUCCGUUCUGUCAUCCUCAAAGAACUUGGAAUUUUGAAUGAUAACGCGUCCGAACGCUGCCUCGAACUCAUGGUCGAAGAUCCUGAACGGCAAAUGCGCCGACGUGAUUUGAAAAAGGAGCAAGACAAACUUAAAAAGGCGAUGGAGUCGUUGAGGAUUAUCGAGGACGAUGCUGGGAUGCGUGAUUUUGUUAUGCUCAACGCCGACCAAGUCUGA